AAAAAUUGGGACGUGAGUGCUGCCCUCAGUGACUUUGAACAGCUACGUCAAGUCCAUGCUGGGUGCCUGCCCCUGGCCUUUAGUGAAGGGAGCAGUGGCUCCCAAACCCCUGAAAAGGGCUGUUCUGAUAGGGAGUGUGCUCGCCCUUCCCGACCCAGCUUGCAGCGGCAAGAUGACAUCAUUCAAGCUUCCAGAUCUCACCGUGUACAGCGAAGACUUCCGCAGCUUCAUAGAGAGAGACCUCAUUGAACAGUCCAUGUUGGUUGCCUUGGAGCAGGCAGGGCGUUUGAAUUGGUGGGUUAGUGUGGACCCCACCUGUCAGAGACUUCUUCCUUUGGCAACUACUGGAGAUGGGAACUGCCUCCUGCAUGCAGCUUCUCUUGGGAUGUGGGGUUUCCAUGAUCGGGACUUGGCACUGAGGAAAUCAUUGUAUGCACUGAUGGAAAAGGGAAUGGAGAAAGAAGCAUUGAAAAGGCGCUGGAGGUGGCAGCAAACACAGCAGAACAAAGAGUCAGGACUGGUAUACACAGAGGAAGAAUGGCAGAAGGAAUGGAAUGAGCUGAUCAAGCUUGCCUCAAGUGAGCCGCGAAUGCAUCUUGGUACCAAUGGAGCCAAUGGAGGAGGGGUGGAGAGCUCAGAAGAGCCUGUGUAUGAGAGCCUGGAAGAGUUCCACGUCUUUGUCCUCGCUCAUGUGCUCAAAAGGCCGAUAGUUGUGGUGGCGGACACCAUGCUGAGGGACUCUGGAGGGGAAGCAUUUGCCCCUAUUCCCUUUGGGGGAAUCUAUCUGCCCUUGGAGGUCCCCAUCAGCCAGUGUCACCGAUCCCCUCUGGUGCUCGCCUAUGAUCAGGCCCACUUUUCUGCACUUGUGUCCAUGGAGCAGAAGGAGAAUGCCAAGGAACAAGCUGUGAUCCCACUUACAGACUCAGAGCAUAAGCUGCUGCCCUUGCACUUUGCAGUGGACCCAGGAAAAGGCUGGGAGUGGGGCAAAGAUGACAGUGACAAUGUCCGAUUGGCCAGUGUAAUUCUGUCCCUGGAGGUCAAAUUGCAUCUGCUGCAUAGCUACAUGAAUGUGAAGUGGAUCCCACUGUCCUUUGAUGCACAGGCUCCUCUGGCGCAGCCCGAGUCCCCCACAGCUUCAGCUGGAGAUGAGCCUCGGUCCACACCUGAGUCUGGGGAAUCAGACAAGGAGUCCGUUGGCAGCAGUUCUACCAGCAAUGAGGGCAACAAGUGGAAAGAGAAGUCCAAGCGAGAUCGGGAGAAGGACAAGAAGAGAGCAGAUUCCGUGGCUAACAAACUUGGCAGCUUUGGCAAAACCUUGGGCAGCAAGCUCAAAAAGAACAUGGGAGGCCUGAUGCACAGCAAAGGCUCUAAGCCUGGCGGGGCAGGGACUGGGUCAGGGGUAAACAGUGGCACUGAGACACUGGAGAAAAAGAAGAAAAACUCACUGAAGAGUUGGAAGGGUGGCAAAGAAGAGGGAGCCGGGGAUGGGCCUGUGUCUGAGAAGCCCACAUCUGAGUCUGUUGGUAAUGGGGGAAGCAAGUAUAGCCAGGAAGUGAUGCAAAGCCUGAGCAUUAUGAGGAUCGCAAUGCAAGGGGAAGGGAAAUUUAUUUUUGUUGGAACGCUGAAGAUGGGUCACCGUCAACAGUAUCAGGAGGAGAUGAUCCAGCGGUACCUUGCUGAUGCGGAGGAGAGAUUCCUGGCAGAGCAGAAGCAGAAGGAGGCAGAGAGGAAGAUCAUUAAUGGAGGGGUAGGGAGUGGGCCUCCCCCAGCCAAAAAACCAGAGCCAGAUGGGGAGGAGCAGCUGACUGCGCCUGCAGGAGAAUCCAAGGCAAUGGCCUUUUCAACUGGCUACCCUGGGGGCUUUACCAUCCCUCGGCCUUCUGGGGGUGGAGUCCACUGCCAGGAACCCAGGAGGCAGCUGGCAGGGGGUCCAUGUGGGGGGGUGCUACCACCAUAUGCUACCUUCCCCAGACAGUGUCCUCCUGGGCGACCUUACCCCCACCAGGACAGCGUCCCACCUCUGGAGCCAGAUACUCACUCCAAGGAUGGAGUUCCCAGGGGCACACUGUUGCCACCCCGCUUCCGCGUGGCUGAUUCCUAUAGCAAUGGCUACAGGGAACCCCCUGAGCCAGAUGGAUGGGCUGGAGGUUCCCAGGGGCUUCCCUCAACCCAGACCAAGUGCAAACAACCGAACUGCAGCUUCUAUGGACACCCUGAGACAAACAACUUCUGCUCUUGCUGUUAUAGGGAAGAACUGAGGAGGAGGGAACGUGAACCUGGUGGGGAGCUACUGGUGCACAGAUUCUGAAUGGUGGGGCCUUGGAGGUCAAGGGGGCUAAAGAAAGUUAAGCGUGACUCAUUGGCUCAUCAAGGCCCAGCCCUCACGUUAAUGGGGCAAAUACAUAAAUGUUUGUGGGAGCCUGGCUGGGAACUUUUAAGUGUGCGAGCUGGAGUGCUGCCAGGCUGAUAAGAGCAGGUAGGGCUGGACGGUGCCCAGGGCUGUACUGCUUUGCAGAGCUUGAUUUGAUGGGACUAAGGAGACAUGAGAGAGUGGGAGAUGGUGAUUCCAUCUCACACCUUGGGUCUCAUCCCAGAACCUAAGGGAAAGCAGUGGGGAAGGUUUGGUGUGCGGGGUGGGAGGUGGGCUGAUGUCGGGGAGGUGUUACAGGUAAAGGAGGCUCUCAGGCAGUUAAAGACAAGAUUGACCAAAGUUCUCUUAGGUUUGAAAAAAACACAUGGUGAUGGAGUUGAGAGUGUAAUUGGACAGAUUUGCUAUUGAUUUUAGUAAGGUAUAAUUAGGAUUGGGUAAAUUCUGAAGGAUGUGGAAAGGCAAGGCAGAACUGUGUGUUCUUGGGUACUUGUUAGGAAAAGGAAGUAGUUAAAAUCCGUUUAUGAAGACAACAAAGGCAGGAACGUAAAAGGGCAUUCUUUUCCUCUGAAAUUUUGUUUCCUUCUGCAGUCAUCUGUUGUCCAUGCUAGUUUGAGAGGACACGCAGACUGCCCCUGUCUUUUCCUCAUCCUUUUUGAAGGCUGAGCUCAGCUAAAUUAAGAAGGGUAUGAUUUUUUAACACUUAAAUUUUAUUUUUUAAAAGUUUCCUCUGAGAAAAAAGACAGCAGUGAGAAGAACAGCUGUUUAUUUUGAAUUUUCUCCAGGUGAAUGGGUGCAGAGUGCUUUGUUUUUUAACUACUUAGCAAUAACCAUAAAUGGGUUAGAGCGUGCAGUACCUGGGGACAGGGUGGGGAAGGACACACAUUAGGCUAGACUGUUUGAAACCAAACCAAAAACCUACAUAAAGCACUACCAUCUUCUGCUGCUGUGUUUCUGUAGAAAGCAACUUAUUUUAUUGACUAAAUUUUUUAAGGAAAGAGACAAUAUCCCAACAAAAACAUUUUUAAAAAUUAUUAUUUUUUUUUCCUAUUUAAGUGAUUCUUUCUCCUUCCUCUCUACUUUUGGAGAAUGAACUUUAACAUCCCGGCUUCUUUUGUUAAGCCAUAGUUGACCUUAAUCUGUGGUUAGUUUAUUAAAAUAAUAAUAAUAAUAAAAUACUUUGUAAGAAAAGAUAUUUUUGAUAUUAGGACUGAUGUUGAAACAUAGACUGGGGGUUGGGGCAAUUUAUAAAAUGGUAGUUAAGAAAAAUAUAUUUUAGUGAACUAUAACCACAGAUCACAUAUUACUCCUGAUGAGCUGAUCUGUCUGGAUUUCUCUUUCCCCUGACUCAACCCUGUUUUCCAGGGGGUAGGGGUGGGGAUGUGAACACAGUAGGGGGAGCCCCUUUGCAUUUUGCACAAAGCACAAGUCUGGACAGCCUGUGCUCUGGCCAGAGCCGUUUCUAAGAGCUUUAAACCAGACCUAUCCUGGGCCAAUUAUUCUUUAUAUUUUUUUCUGCUGAAAAAUACAACAAACUAUGCAAUUAUAUACACUCCAGGGUGCAUAUAAAGAAGGGGAAUAAGUGCACUUAAGUGUCCAGAAUGUUACUGGGGGCUCUUUUUCUGUACUUGGGUUUCUGUGUUGAGGCUUGUAUUAAUCACCAUCCCAUGUAAUAUAAUCCCCAAUUCUGAUGCAGGGCACACACAGUGUGAGUGUGUGUGUGUGUGUGUGUGUGUGUGUGUAUGUGUUGGGGCACUUACUUGCAUGUGUUCCCUCUGCCCAGUCAGGAAAGUUUUCGUUUUCCCCUUGGUAAAAGCCAGCAAAGACCUUCUCACUGAAACUACUCAGUUUAGAAAGGUUCUUUUCUCCUUAACAGACUUGAAAGUCACUUUUUCCAAAUUUGCUGGUCUGUUGAUUUAAUCACUUCAUGUGGCUAUUAAUUCUUAGGGUUUUAGGGAAGGUUAGGCUCCACAGGAGGGGAUAUGUGUAUUUCUGGGCAGAGCCGGCAUCUGAGACAAGCACUCCCCAUAGUUGCAAAAUUUAAAAGGGCGCUUAGUAAUCAAGAUAAUACUUGAAAAAAAAAUUCAGAACUUUAAAAAAAUCAAUGCCAAAAAUCUAUGUUGAACACAGUAUCAAAAUUGUAAAGACAGGAUCAGAAUUACAAUGUGGGAAGCAAGGUUGGAUUGAGCAAAUAUAGGGAUGCUUCCUGUCUUUAUUUACACUUUUGAUACAUUGUUCAUCAUGAGACCCACAUUAAUUUUUAUUUGUAAUGUAUAUUGCACCAAAAUAGUGUUUAUCUUGGUUCAUGGGCUUUUAAGCAUCUCUCGUUUUGUACCCGAGGUGAAUGCCUUGUUCACAUCACCCUGAUCGUUCCCAUUUCUGGGGUUUGAACCACACUGGUGAGACCACUUCGUGAGCCUCCACCCCUUCUCCUGCACUCAGACCCACAUCCUGGAUGUGCACAGCUUGAUUCCCUCCCUCAGGACGUCACGGGAGGGGGCUGGCCUGGACCAAGAGGACUGGGAUCAGACCAGGGGUUUCCCAGAAUAAAAACCGGGGAAGGCGGUUCUCCCCUAGUCUGCGGUGUUUGAACUUGGAUCUGUUAUGAGAUUCUAGAUAACACUUCUGUUUUUAAAAACAGGACAGAUGAACAAAAACAGAAACCUUGUAUCAUGUUUGUUUUUAUUUAUAAAUUAUCAAAUUCCAAUUCCCUUUGCCCUCAAGAGGAAAAAGAUAGAAAUUUAGAGGAGGAGAAGGGAGUCCUGGGGUGAAUAUGAUUAGGGCUUUGGGCCCUUAAUAAAUUAUUUUUUACUUGAGAUGGUAACUAGUAAGGCUUUGGAAAACAUUCUAAGGAUGAGGGACUCUGAGACAAUGGAUAUUUUAAAAAUAGAGAAUAAUGACGUCUGCAUGAUUCUUUUGAGGAGGGUUAGUGUAGGAUGAGUUAAGGAAUAAUGCUUGGGAAAUCAAGGUAGACAAGGAUCGCUUUGUGGUAUUUUAGGAAGAUGAGGAAUGGGAUAAGCAGCCCUGUGCAGCAGCAUGUUGAGGACAAGGGAGAGAGUGUUACAUGCCAUGUACUCAGAAUAAAACUUCUUUGGUGCUGGGCGAGGUGGCGCACACCUGUAAAACAGCACUGGGGAAGCUGAGGCAGAAGGAUUGCUGCCAAUUACAAGGCCAGCCUAGGCUACAUAGUUCAAAGCCAGCUGGAACUACAUAGCGAAACCUUGUCUCAAAAAACCACAGAAAACUUCGUGGUUCAUGAGAGGUAUGUGAGUGAGGGGGGACUCUAUCCCUGGGGAAGUAUGACAUCAUCUCAGGCUUAAAUUUAAGUGCUCUUAGUUCCUUUAAUCCAGGGCAUCUGAGGUACCUACUGAAGUUCUUAAUGGAAAGGGGAGAUUUUCAGGGUUAUUUUCCCCCUUCUGUAACAGUGCUAUUCCUUCGUGCUAUAUUCUUUAUCCAGUUCCCAGUGGAGCAAAUCUACUACAGGGUAAGCUUCCAAAUCCUCUGCUGGUUUUAUUUAGGGCUAUAAGAGUCAACUAGAAGUCUCCCCUCAAUAAUAGAUAAUUAGGUUGUGUGUAUGUGUGUGUGUGUUACCAGGGAUCGAACUCAGGACCUUGCGCUUGCCAAGUAGGCACAGUGCCACUGAGCUACAUCCCUCGGCCGAUAAUUAGUUUUUUAAAGGAGUCUCAGCUGGGCAUGGUGGUGCAUGUCUGUAAUUCCAGCGCUUGGAAGGCUGAGGCAGGAUUGCCCUGAUUCAAGGCCAGCUUGAAGUACAUAGCAAGAUCCUGUCUCAAAAAAGAUUGAGUCUCUAAGGAGUAGGGAUGGUGUUAAACUCAGUGCUGUGCAGGGCAUUGGAAUGGACGUUGCCCUCCCCCCAAAGAAAAGCUCACAGACCAAUAAAACAAAAAGUAGCAGUAACUGUGCUGUAUCUUUGGGAAAUAAUAAGCCAGAAAGAAGGGAGUUGGUUGUCAAGGACUUAGGAGAACCUAGCUUUUACUGUUCUUACUCCUUUAAGCCACAUGGCCAAGGUUUCCGUCACAAUUUUUCUUAAUAAAGGAACAGUUCAGAGACGAUGUCUCUUGAGUUACUCUGA
Messenger RNA from Heterocephalus glaber (naked mole-rat), 6458 nucleotides. RefSeq names its product OTU deubiquitinase 7B (gene Otud7b). Lineage: Eukaryota; Metazoa; Chordata; Mammalia; Rodentia; Bathyergidae. Gene Ontology annotation, biological process: protein deubiquitination involved in ubiquitin-dependent protein catabolic process; protein K48-linked deubiquitination; protein K11-linked deubiquitination. Gene Ontology annotation, molecular function: zinc ion binding; K63-linked polyubiquitin modification-dependent protein binding; cysteine-type deubiquitinase activity. The record is from RefSeq and is a predicted model, not a curated record. Gene Ontology annotation, cellular component: nucleus; cytoplasm.